UGUGUUUUUCUUGUACAAAAUUUUUCUGAUGAAAUGAAAAUGAAAUGAAAUGAAACUUUGCGAAUCGCAUCGGCAAAAAUUUACAUACAAAAGUUAAUUAAUUAGUGACAAAUAUAUUGCUCAGUUCUUUUCUCAAGUCGUGGACGUUUUCGUGGGUUUUCAUGUCACUUUCGCAGGUUUUAUGAUGCUUUGUUUAGUCACGUUGUGAAGAUAUCGGUCGGAGGUAACAAUAUUAUUUCUAUAUUUAAAUAAUUAAUAAUUCGACCGCAUUUCGAGUACUGAAGAACUCGGAUCUUCCAUCAUGACAUCGACGCAGCCAACCGAGGCCGAUGUUCGACCUACCAUCUUCAUUCAAAACAUCGUAUGCAGCGUAAACUUGAGCUGUACCUUGAAUCUAACAGAUGUGAACAAUCGUCUGAGACUUUCCGAGUACAACCCGAAACGCUUCCCAGGAGCAGUUCUACGAUUACUCGAACCGAAAGUUACUGCUUUGACAUUUUCUACCGGUAAAAUGGUCGUAUGCGGAGCUAAACACGAAAAACUAGCCAACUUGGGUGCACGAAAGUUAGCUCGUAUCUUACAAAAAAUUGGCAAUAAUGUGCAGUUGAAGGAUUUCAAAAUAAACAACAUGUUAGCGACUUGCGAUUUGAAAUUCCCCAUUCGUUUAGAAGACUUGAAUGAAAGUCACGCUCAAUUCAGUCGUUACGAGCCGGAAUUAUUUCCGGCGCUUAUUUAUCGUUUGGUUAGACCCAGGACUGUUAUGCUUAUAUUUGUUAAUGGCAAGAUCGUCAUCACCGGUGGUAAAUCACGUGACGAAUUACAGCAAGCUUUAGACUUGAUGUAUCCUAUUUUGAGAAGUUUCAGGAAGUCCUAGUUCUGGUCUUUUUUGUUUCCUAUUCCUCGACAGUUAAUCGUGCUUUUUGUUGUGUUGUACAUAAAUAAUUACAUACGUAGAUUUUUUUUUGUACAAUUUUCCUUAUUUUGAGAUUUUGUUGAAUAAUUCUUUUAAUAUAUUCUGUUGAUAUA
Molecule: messenger RNA, 1026 nt
Organism: Planococcus citri (citrus mealybug)
Lineage: Eukaryota; Metazoa; Arthropoda; Insecta; Hemiptera; Pseudococcidae
Product: TATA-box-binding protein-like
Exons: 1
Coding region: 302-874 (190 amino acids)
Biological process (GO): DNA-templated transcription initiation
Molecular function (GO): RNA polymerase II general transcription initiation factor activity; DNA binding
Source: RefSeq, a predicted model, not a curated record